GGCCGGGCGCCCGGGAGCCGGCCAUGGACCCGGCACAGGCCGGACGGCGCGCGGACGCCACGGCGUCCCCGCCGCCUUUCGUGCGCGUCGCCCCCUCGCUCUUCCUCGGGAACUCGCGCGCCGCGGCCGCGUCGGAGCGGCUGGCGCGCGCGGGCGUCACCCUGUGCGUCAACGUCUCGCGCCAGCAGCCCGGCCCGGGCGCGCCCGGCGUCGGCGAGCUGCGCGUGCCCGUGUUCGACGACCCGGCGGAGGACCUGCUAGCGCACCUGGAGCCCACCUGCGCCGCCAUGGAAGCCGCGGUGCGCGCCGGGGACGCCUGCAAAAUUUAUAUUUAUUAA
Molecule: messenger RNA, 338 nt
Organism: Dama dama (fallow deer)
Lineage: Eukaryota; Metazoa; Chordata; Mammalia; Artiodactyla; Cervidae
Product: dual specificity phosphatase 28-like
Exons: 1
Coding region: 24-338 (104 amino acids)
Cellular component (GO): cytoplasm
Source: RefSeq, a predicted model, not a curated record